UGAGUUUUGAUUUUGGCCAAACCCAACCCAAUCCGGCCCACGUACACCCCUAUAUAACUUUCCCGAAUAAAGUUAGAGAAAAUUUAUUCUUCUUUCUCAUCGAAUCCACAGAUUUGCUAGGGCACGCCUCUUCUCUCUCACUCUCUCCGCGGCCUCCUCUCAGAUUUGCGCCGCUACGGUUAUUCGUUUCUUAUUGUUCAGAGAUGGCUGAUGCUCAUGAUACUGAUAAGAACAUUGAGGUGUGGAAAAUCAAGAAAUUGAUCAAGGCUCUUGAAGCUGCUAGAGGAAAUGGGACAAGUAUGAUUUCCCUUAUCAUGCCCCCACGUGAUCAGAUUGCUCGUGUUACCAAGAUGCUUGGCGAUGAGUUUGGAACUGCUUCAAACAUCAAAAGUAGGGUGAAUCGACAGUCUGUGCUUGGUGCAAUCACUUCUGCUCAGCAGAGGCUUAAGCUUUAUAACAAGGUUCCUCCAAAUGGCCUUGUUUUGUAUACUGGCACAAUUGUGACUGAUGAUGGGAAGGAGAAAAAGGUGACCAUUGAUUUUGAACCAUUUAGACCUAUCAAUGCGUCUCUCUAUCUUUGUGACAACAAGUUUCACACUGAAGCUCUAAACGAGCUCCUGGAAUCUGAUGACAAGUUUGGGUUUAUUGUCAUGGAUGGUAAUGGCACUCUGUUUGGAACUUUGAGUGGUAAUACAAGAGAGGUGCUUCACAAGUUCAGUGUGGAUCUCCCGAAGAAACAUGGAAGAGGAGGGCAAUCAGCUCUACGUUUUGCUCGUCUUCGUAUGGAGAAGCGUCAUAACUAUGUGAGGAAGACGGCUGAGCUUGCAACCCAGUUUUAUAUCAAUCCUGCUACCAGCCAGCCUAAUGUUUCUGGAUUAAUCCUUGCUGGUUCUGCUGAUUUUAAAACUGAGCUUAGUCAGUCAGAUAUGUUUGAUCCACGUCUUCAGGCAAAGAUACUUAAUGUUGUUGAUGUAUCGUAUGGAGGGGAGAAUGGGUUUAACCAGGCUAUUGAAUUAUCUGCUGAAAUUCUGUCCAAUGUCAAGUUUAUUCAGGAGAAACGGUUGAUUGGAAAAUACUUUGAGGAAAUCAGUCAGGAUACGGGGAAGUAUGUCUUUGGGGUUGAUGAUACUCUACAAGCUCUGGAUGCAGGAGCUGUCGAGACACUUAUUGUCUGGGAAAAUCUGGAUAUGACUAGGUAUGUUUUGAAAAAUACUACUACUGGUGAAGUUGUCAUUAAGCACUACAACAAGGAGCAGGAAGCUAACCAGAGCAACUUUAGAGAUCCUGAAAGCAAUGCUGAUUAUGAGGUUCAGGAAAAGCUGUCUCUGUUGGAGUGGUUUGCAAAUGAAUACAGAAAGUUUGGUUGCACUCUCGAGUUUGUCACUAAUAAAUCACAAGAAGGUUCACAGUUUUGCAGAGGUUUUGGUGGGAUAGGUGGGAUCUUGCGUUACCAGCUUGAUAUGAGAACAUUUGAUGAUUUUUCUGAUGAUGGAGGCGUGUAUGAAGACGAAUAGCAAUCAAUGAAAUACUUUCUACCGGUGCAGGAAAGGGAGGCCAAAAUACCUGCACCAGUAUUGGAGGCGGCUGCAUGGGCUGCUGCUGCUCCUCCCCCUCUUACUCCUCGUCUGUCUGUGGUGUUGCAUGGGAAGUCUGACUGCGAAAAGAGUUGCUUUGCCCCAAAAGAGCUGUCUUAUAUGGCACUACAAAUUUCAGAAACAUUGCUGACAACAUCUGGUGAAAAUCGGUCAUUUCCUAUUCCUCUGCUAUCUGCUUGUAUUCACAAGGGCAAAAACACAGUCAUCCUCCCCAAAGAACACAACAUAGCAUCAACGAAGUCUUUGUUGAACCUGUUGUCUGAUGUAACCCAGCAAAGCUUUGACGAAGAAGUAGUUCGCUCACUAAGUGAUCAAGGUGAACGAGAUAUUUCUUUGUAUGCGUUUCAUGAAUAAUCAAGCCAAUGCCAUGUCUGACUAUAGCCUCAUGCCUCAAUCAUGCUUUUGGGAACUUUUGCUACAUUGAACUGCGUUCUUUAUGUUUUAUUGAUACUGAAUUCAUGGUUUGCUUUACUUUUAUUUCAUUUUGAAGGACAUGGUUUGCUUCUAUUCUACUAGUAAAAUGGCUUGUAUAAGUUGAAAGAUUGCUUAAUUGUGUGAAUUGUGAUGUUAUGAAAAACUACAGUUUGUUUUAAUUGAAAUAUUGAUAUUAACA
This is a messenger RNA of Trifolium pratense (red clover), 2208 nucleotides long. RefSeq names its product eukaryotic peptide chain release factor subunit 1-3-like. Gene Ontology annotation, molecular function: translation release factor activity, codon specific; sequence-specific mRNA binding. Gene Ontology annotation, cellular component: cytosol; translation release factor complex. Lineage: Eukaryota; Viridiplantae; Streptophyta; Magnoliopsida; Fabales; Fabaceae. The record is from RefSeq and is a predicted model, not a curated record. The coding region runs from base 204 to 1514 and encodes 436 amino acids. Gene Ontology annotation, biological process: cytoplasmic translational termination. The transcript has 6 exons.